Molecule: messenger RNA, 2258 nt
Organism: Engraulis encrasicolus (European anchovy)
Lineage: Eukaryota; Metazoa; Chordata; Actinopteri; Clupeiformes; Engraulidae
Gene: ube2d2
Product: ubiquitin-conjugating enzyme E2D 2 (UBC4/5 homolog, yeast)
Exons: 7
Coding region: 288-731 (147 amino acids)
Biological process (GO): protein K48-linked ubiquitination
Cellular component (GO): nucleus
Molecular function (GO): ubiquitin conjugating enzyme activity
Source: RefSeq, a predicted model, not a curated record
GCAAGCUGAUGCGCAUGUCGGCGGAAGACUUUCAUUACAGCAGCGCAGAGUGAGUGAUCUGGUAGCCGCUGCUGCAGGAGGAAGGAUCGCGGUUCUACCCGUACUACCUUUCAGUUUCGCCUUAAAAUUACAUCGACCGGUUUCACCGGACAGAUAGCUUUAAUUUGUGUGAUAGCCCAAGGUAUUGAUUGUGACACAUUUGUGAGUAGCGAUCCACAGAUAUAGGGAACAGCCGCCAUUUUAACCGAGUAUAACACGUUUUCGGUGACAGCAGCACAAGCACAACAAUGGCUCUGAAAAGAAUUCACAAGGAAUUGAAUGACCUGGCUCGUGAUCCUCCUGCCCAAUGUUCGGCUGGACCAGUUGGAGAUGACAUGUUUCAUUGGCAGGCGACAAUAAUGGGACCAAACGACAGUCCUUACCAGGGUGGAGUGUUUUUCCUUACUAUCCACUUCCCCACAGAUUACCCCUUCAAACCGCCAAAGGUUGCAUUCACCACAAGAAUCUACCACCCGAAUAUCAACAGCAACGGAAGCAUCUGUCUCGACAUACUGAGGUCGCAGUGGUCCCCCGCCCUCACCAUCUCCAAAGUUCUCCUGUCAAUCUGCUCUCUGCUGUGCGACCCAAACCCAGAUGACCCCCUUGUACCUGAGAUUGCUCGCAUCUACAAGACUGACAGGGAAAAGUACAACAGAAUAGCUCGGGAAUGGACACAAAAGUAUGCAAUGUAGUUCCGGAGCCUUGGAUUUACGGCGGGAAAAACAAACAGAUGAAAAAAAACAACAAAAACAAAACAGCCCACGCCACCUCUCUGUCUCCGUUUUUACGGCGACUACUCAAGUUUAAGCAAAAGAGAAAAAAACAAAAGCAAACUAAAAACAGGUCUCAAAUUCCAUUGGAGUGUUUAGCUCCUUGCCACCCCCUUCCCCCCUCCUAGUCGCCACAACCCUCCCUCCCUUGCCCAGCAGACAUGGUGUGUACAUACUCUCUCUGCCCCUCCCAUAAGACCCCAAUUCUUCCUCUCCUCUCUCUCUCUCUCGUCCUCCUCUGUCCACGUCUCUUCCUCCUUGCCAUCGGUCAUCCCUCCAUCCUUCUCUUUCACCUCCUUGAGACACACGCUCCAUGUCUUGCUCCUGCCUCUCUCCGUCGCCAAUGCGGCCAAACGCCCCCCCGCCUGCUACUGUGAAUCGGGGGGUUGUCCAGUUUAGCUGCCGCAGCAUUGCGACUUUUGUUCCGCAAGCAUUCCUUGUUCUUUCGUAAUUCCGAAAGGCAAGUUCACUCAAAUUUAAUGAAUACAAGAAAACAGUUUGCUGGGGUCGCCGGUCAGAGGAGUUGAGGAGGUUUGGAUCGGGGGUGGUGUCGGGUGGGGGGACUGGGCAUACCCAUCAUUAUUAUGGACCUUCAUGUUCUCAUCCUUUCCACUACCCAGGCUUGUAUUUGAGGCUUGGAUGGGUGUUUUUCUGUCCCCGCCCCCCCCCAGUUUACCCUUUUUUAUUUCUUCCUCUUACUUGGGUCAGUGGAGGGGGUAUGCUGGCUUGUAUUUUGUACAAAAUCUUAAAGGAAUUCUUUUAAAUAAAAUCAUAGCAGACCUUUUUAAGGGGGAAUAAAGACAGUUGAUCUUUUGGAUCAUUCUAAAGGACUUGAAUUCUAUAAAUAUAUAAAUAUUUGUUUUCCAUUCGCCAUAACCAUGUCUCUUCUCUACCCCACUCAGCCCUGUCCAACAUUCCCCCCCAUCUCUCUCUCUCUCUCUCUCUCUCUCUCUCUCUCUCUCUCUCUCUCUCUCUCUCUCUCUCUCUCUCUCUCUCUCUCUCUCUCGCACACGCACACAUAUUCUCUCUCCCUCUCUCUGACGUGCACACACCUACUCUUACACCUUCGCACCCACACACGCAAGAUAUGGACCAGUUUAUUUAAGCCCUUUAGUUGAGUAUUUGUGUUUUCUGGUUGGCUCUUGGGCCGUAGGUUGUGUUUUUUUCUUUUCUUUUUUUUUUUUCUUUCUUUUUUAUUUAGAUGCUAACAUGCGGCUGUGGGGGUGCACGCUAGCCCCCUACCAUUGCCCUGUCCCUGCCCCCUUCACCCCCCCCUGAGGACCAUCUACACACACACACACAUGCACACACACACACACACACACACACACACACACGUGUGCGCGCACACAUACACACACAACUCUGUAUAUUUAAUUACCGGAAAGCUCUAUUGGGCUUUGUGUGUUGAUUAAAAACUGUGUAAUAAAAUGAUUACUAAAGUCAUAA